Molecule: messenger RNA, 1562 nt
Organism: Thamnophis sirtalis
Lineage: Eukaryota; Metazoa; Chordata; Lepidosauria; Squamata; Natricidae
Source: RefSeq, a predicted model, not a curated record
AUGACUAUGACAACAUUAACACCAGAGGUAUCUGUAAUUGGCCAACCAACUGCACUGACCUUAAUGGAUGAAGCUGUAUCUAUAUGGACCUUAAUGGAUGAAGCUGCAUCUAUAUGGAGAGAAAUAUGCAAUGAGGUGGAGUAUCUUUACACACUGGUCUACCAAGCCCUUGAUUUUAUCUCCAGUAAGAAGCGGGAGAAGCAGCCCACGUCAGUCGGAGCGGAUGGGACCGAUGGGGAUGUCAGUGCCGGACCAGGAGCCGCAGCGGAGGAAGAAGAGUUCCUCUCCUUGGAUGACAUCCAGCAGGCCAGCAGAGCCAACAUGGAGCUGAGAGACGACCAACAACACAACACGGUUCCCAUCGUGCCCUUGACCCCCAUGGCCCUGGUUCCCCCCGAAGAGUCGGAAAAGAAGGACAACCCCCUCUUUAGCCGGAAGGGAGAGCUGCUGGCCAGCAGGAAGGACUUCCGGAUGAAUACCUGCACCCCCCACCACAACGGGCUCUUCGUCCUGGAACUGGCAGGCCUCUCGCCCACUCAGUGCCAGGAGGGCAGGGACAGUGUUCGGAGCCUGGCUCCCACAGCUGGCUCCAUGCCCAUGGAGAGCGCCCCCCGGAGCAAAGGGUAUGCGUUGCGGGAGAGGCUCCCUGCCCUGGAUGCCAAUCCCCACCUCAAGGACACGUGGGACCCCUGGCGCAGCCUCGACCCCUUCAGCUCCUCCGAAGACAAACCCUUCAAGAAAGGAAGACCCUUCACUGUGCCCCGCGGCCUGGAAGAUUGGUCUCGCGCCAAACGCAAGAGACGUCCCUCCGGCAAGCUGGAAGAUUUCGUCUCGUGGUUUUCGUCCUCCGACCUGGAGGUCCUGUAUUGGAGGAACAUGAAGGAGCGCCUGGCGGCCCAGAGGAGGCUGCAGAAGAGGAUGGGCCUGCAUCUGGAGGCGCAGUUGGAGGAGCUUGGCGCUCAUGAGAUGGACCGGGAGGAGGAGGAGGAGGAGGACUUGGACGCUGCGGCUGCUGCCGACGAUGGGCCAGAUCCUGGUGGAAUCCCCUCUUCCCUGAGCUACGAGGAGCUGGUCAACAGGAACGUGGAGCUCUUCAUGGCCCACUCCCAGAAGUACGCCCGGGAGACGGUGCUGUCCCGGAGGGUCCGCGACUGGGAGGAGAUGAUGGGCCCGCAGCUGGAGGAACAGGAAGCCCGCGCCGCCUUCGACAUCCACAAGUACGGAGACCAGCUGGUGUCCCGGUUCAGCCGCGUGGGCGAGUGGCAUUCCUUUGCCAGCCUGAUGGCAGGGCAGCCGGCCUUUGAGAUCUGCCGGGCCAUGUUGGCCUCCCUGCAGCUGGCCAACGACUACACGGUGGAAAUCUCGCAAGGGCCAGGCCUGGAAGAAGCCGUCGACACCAUGGCGCUGCGGCUCUUGACCCAGGAAAAGGCCCACCAGCGCUUCCACACAUACACGGCCCCCUCGCUCAGCAAGCAGUGACGCCUCUCCUCUGCGCCUGUAUCUGUGUACAUAUGUACAUAUAUAUAUAUAUUUAUAUAUAUUUGCAUGUAUGUAAAUGUUAU